This is a messenger RNA of Labeo rohita (rohu), 2232 nucleotides long. Its product is annotated as troponin T, skeletal muscle. The coding region runs from base 406 to 1500 and encodes 364 amino acids. NCBI's taxonomy places the organism in Eukaryota, Metazoa, Chordata, Actinopteri, Cypriniformes, Cyprinidae. The transcript has 11 exons. The record is from RefSeq and is a predicted model, not a curated record.
AUUUCCCAUAAUCCAUCUUUUGUGCCGGAAGUGGCGUUGAAUACAGUGGCUCCUGGAUUUAAACUGAAAUGGGCACUGAUCCCAUGAAUAUGGGAUUUUAGACAAAUAAUAACUGCUUUAAAGACCAUUUUUAUGACAGGACAUGCGUUCCUGAGGGUUUUCUGAGAUUACCGGUCGCUCAGUGUUUCGCGCGCGCGUGUGUUUUGAAGCGUCGUUUGAUUUCAGUCGUUUGUUUACUAAAGCUAAAACAGCUCUGCAGUAACGUUAUAUCAGGUGUCGCUACGCGAUCCGUUUACCUGUCGCUGUAACCUCACCUGUCAUCAUUCCCUCUGGCUUUAUGUGUCUUCAUACCGCAGGCAGCUUUUAGCCUCAUAAUUUAAUUAAGUUGAUUAUCAGUCGCUCGGGAUGAACUGGGAUCAACAGUUGAGCUCCAUCAUCUCCGAGGCUGAUGGAAGUGUCGCAAAAAUGAGGGAACGCUUGACUGCACAUAGAAGAUCUCCCAGAGGAACAGAAGAUGUGUUUCCGGUCAGAGAGGUCACAGCCGGUGUUGAUUUGAAGCCGACUAUGGUUCAGUGGUCAGAUCUGACUGCCAUCCAAACACAAUUACAGCAACAGAGUCAGGCCAUUGAGACUUUAACACAGAGUCUUCGAUUGCUGGAAAGAGAACGGAACGAUCAGCAAAGACAAAUACAGACAUUACAAGAGGAGCAGAAGAGACUUCAGGAUAAACUGGAGGAGAGACAGCGGGAUGUGGAGCGGAGAUCGCUAAGUCCUGGACCGGACAGACGAAUCGAGCAGUGGAAGAGAGAGGUGGAUCGAGAGCUGAGCAAUCUGAGAGGUCAGAUCAACCGAGCCACAACUCUAGGAAACCAGGAAGAAAGUUUCAGCUCUAAACUGCGCAGAGAAGAACUGGAGCAGCUCAGGAGAGAGGUGGACAUUCUCAAAAACAAACUCAUGCGGCAGGAGGAAGAUACGUUCCAGCUCCAGUCCGAGGCCAGAGAGACAAGGAGACAGUAUGAACGCAGCUCUAAAACGCUAGAGAGUUUUACUGACUCGUACCGAACGCAGAGUUUUGAUCUCGCUCGGAUGGUGUCACAGUACCAGCACACUCAACAGGAAGUGCGUGACCUCAGAGUCACCGUCUCUGAGCUGAAGGACGAGGUGCGAGGUCUCGUCCUGAGAGAAACCCUCCCCACACCUGCACAGGUACCACAGACACCAGCAGUGGUGACCGUGAAAACGAGGCCCCAGAGACGUGUGUCGUCAGGGUCGGAGGAUGAUUUCAGUCCCACCCCCAGUCUGGCCGAGAUCAGCUCCGAUGAGUUGGAUGCGUCGUGGCUGGAAGAACCAGAGCCACAAACAAAGCAGAGGCGCCGACGUGUUCGUCUAAAUUCAGACCUGACAGGAAGUGACCUCAGCGAUGCUGGAAGUGGGCUUGACGCUGAAGAUGUGGACAGAGUUUCAGACAGUUCUCCAGAUCUCAGUCUCAGCGACCUCUGACCUUAAAGGCCAAUAAACCAACACGCUGCUAUUAGAGGAAAACGAAACCUUGUUCAUUUGUUGACUAGGUAGGUAGACUAGUGCAACAGACAGUUUACUUGUGUCAUGAAGGCCUGCCCAGUUUUUGAACUAUUUUAUGAGACAGACAGAUAGUAUUGUAUUGACGUACUCCAGUAUUUCUGAGGUAUUAGUUAACGAUAUCAGUUACAAAAUGGCUUACAAUAUAAUGCAGAAAAUACAUUUUGAAUCUGAAUAUGCAACACAAUACCCAGACAGUCAAAACAGGGUCUAACUAGGGCUUGUGUUCAUGUUUUGAACAUAUUUGCAGUCAGUAUUUGCAGCAUGUUUACUAAAAUUCUUAUAUUUUUAACAUGCGUUGAUUAAUCGCUCACAGUAAGACCAGAAACAUUUAUUUACAAACUAAAUAGUCCAAUUUGAUUUCACAUUGACUUUGAAAAGAUGUACCUUUUUACCAAACACUUGAAAUCUUAUGCAUAACUUGCAUGUAAAGUGUUUUGAGCCAAAUGUCAAAAAGUGACAAUUUAGUGUAUUUUAAAGAUUUUAUUAAUUAAAAAAGAACAAUGUGUAAUAAGAAACGCUUUAAAUCCACUCUCACAGGUUAUUACACAAGUAAACAUCACACAUCCGUCAGCCAACAAACCACAAGAAUGACAACACUGUAUUAUUGACUGUUUUAUCAAUCAAUAAAAAAAACAACAACAGUUGAGUCUA